Messenger RNA from Trichoderma aggressivum f. europaeum, 1005 nucleotides. RefSeq lists its product as uncharacterized. The coding region runs from base 1 to 1005 and encodes 334 amino acids. The transcript is spliced from 3 exons. The record is from RefSeq and is a predicted model, not a curated record. Lineage: Eukaryota; Fungi; Ascomycota; Sordariomycetes; Hypocreales; Hypocreaceae.
AUGUCGCCAACCGCCGUUCCCUAUACCGUUACCUACCGCUGCCCUGGGACAGAGCCUCCCGUGUUCCUGGCCGGGAACUUUACGGCCUUGGAGUGGGGUCUCCAGGAGAUGGGCUCUCGCCAGGAAGGAGGUGAAUAUGUUUUCGAGUCGCGGGUUUUCAUUGAGCCUGGGAGGGAGUAUCAUUUCAAGUUCAAGGCCGGGAGAGAGGGCCCCUGGCUCUUGGACGAGAAUAGGGCAACCGCUACCGACGAGUCAGGCAACCGCAACAACGUGUUGACACUGCCCAAGACUUACGUAUCCAAGAUCAAGGACGAUGAAGGAAGAAGGACUUCAACUCCUAUUGAGCAGGUUGCUUCGGUUGCAGCCGAGGUUGCGGACGUAGCCUCAAAGCUCGACAAGGACGACACGUCGUCGCCUCGGAUUAGCGGGUCUGGUGGUGAGAGCGAAAUUGACGAAGACCUCAAGACCCCAUUAUUUGCACACGAGUGUUUUGGCGCAUACGAAUUUGUCGACGAUGCUUUGGAUCAUGACGCCCUUGAUGACAGUAAACUCCACCAGGAUUCGAAGCCCAAGCUCCCCGAGUACGACAUAGAUGAUGUGGACAUGAACGACCCUACUAUCGAGCAGUUUCCGUCAGACAAGUCUUCCAUUUUCAGUACUUUACGCAAAAUCCAAUCCAGCCUAAGCGAGGACCAAGCCGUCAUUGAUGAUCAACAGCCAUCGCCUCGAUUGGACGCGAGAAGAUCAAGCGUGGACUCGGAUGACAGUCUCUUGUCAGCAGGGUCCCUCAGUCCAGUCAGUGCUAGAAAACGAGAGAACCGAAUGUCAACUAGCAGCGGUCGAAACAGGUCUCUGGUGUCACUUGGAUCUAUUGCUGAAGAGCCCAAGACUCCCGGUCCCGAGGAUGCCUCCCACCCGAUGGCCACGUCCAGCUACCUCAAGAAGGACACUGGCCGUGCGAAGAGCCCCACAAUCGAGCAAGGCGAACACCUUAUGAUGAAAUGA